Messenger RNA from Argentina anserina (silverweed cinquefoil), 1385 nucleotides. RefSeq names its product malate dehydrogenase, cytoplasmic-like. The record is from RefSeq and is a predicted model, not a curated record. The transcript has 7 exons. The coding region runs from base 40 to 1122 and encodes 360 amino acids. Gene Ontology annotation, molecular function: L-malate dehydrogenase (NAD+) activity. Gene Ontology annotation, biological process: oxaloacetate metabolic process; malate metabolic process; tricarboxylic acid cycle. Lineage: Eukaryota; Viridiplantae; Streptophyta; Magnoliopsida; Rosales; Rosaceae.
CAGAAAUUGUUUUACAAUCUGUUUGUCUUUUGAGAAAAGAUGGAGCAUAUUGAACUGGUUGCAAAAUUUUUAUUGGUUAUAAUCACUGUUGCUUUCUUCUGGAAGCUUAUAACUCACAUGUGGAGCUUCUUGGAUGUGGAGAAGGAUCCUGUGAUAGUAUUGGUUACUGGGGCUACAGGGCAAAUAGGCUAUGCUCUCGUUCCGAUGAUUGCUAGAGGCGCCAUGCUUGGUCCUGAUCAGCCUGUAAUUCUGCAUAUGCUUGAUAUUGCACCUGCAGCUGAGUCCUUGAAUGGGGUGAAAAUGGAAUUGAUUGAUGCAGCCUUCCCUCUUCUCAAAGGUGUUGUGGCUACAACAGAUGUUGAGGAAGCUUGUGAGGGUGUCAACAUUGCUGUUAUGGUUGGUGGAUUCCCAAGGAAGGAAGGUAUGGAAAGAAAGGAUGUGAUGUCCAAAAAUGUAUGCAUCUACAAGGCUCAGGCUUCAGCGUUGGAAAAACAUGCUGCUCCAGAUGUGAAGGUUCUGGUUAUUGCCAACCCAGCAAACACCAAUGCACUCAUCUUGAAAGAAUUUGCCCCUAAAAUCCCAGAGAAGAACAUCACCUGUCUUACACGGCUUGAUCAUAACCGAGCAUUGGGGCAAAUCUCUGAGAAGCUAAAUGUUCAUGUUGGUGAUGUGAAGAAUGUCAUCAUCUGGGGAAAUCACUCUUCAACUCAGUAUCCUGAUGUCAAUCAUGCAACUGUUGGAGGCAAACCUGUCAGAGAGGCUGUGGGGGAUGAUCAAUGGUUGAACACCAAGUUCAUCAACAUUGUUCAGCAGCGUGGCGCGGCCAUUAUUAGGGCUCGGAAACUAUCAAGUGCUUUGUCUGCUGCAAGUUCUGCUUGUGAUCACAUACGUGAUUGGGUUAUUGGGACUCCUAAGGGGACACAUGUUUCCAUGGGUGUGUAUUCUGAUGGUUCUUAUGGAAUCCAGAAAGGACUCAUUUACUCUUUCCCUGUUACCUGUGAGAAAGGGGAAUGGAAAAUUGUGCAGGGACUCAAGAUUGACGAGUUCUCAAGGACAAAGAUGGAUGCAACUGCACAAGAGCUCAUUGAGGAGAAAUCGUUGGCUUACCAAUGCCUCAAGUGAUAAUGAACUUCCUUUCCUUCAGAUAAUAAUAGGAAGUUUAGGAACUUAAUAAUCCAUCAAAGAAUGGAAGAACACAAAUUGUUGUCCUUGUAGGCAAGGCAUAUGGUUUGUUAUCCUAAGUUGAUCAGUUCUUGGGCUGAAUACAAAUGGCGCCCGAGGAAAAUUUUAUAUUAGUUGAAGUUGAUCUGAUUGAUUUUUUACUUUUUGUAUUGAGAACUUAGUUUUCUUCCUUGUAAUACCCUGAAUUUUUUGGUUCAAAUUGU